This is a messenger RNA of Trichosporon asahii var. asahii CBS 2479, 4410 nucleotides long. RefSeq names its product serine esterase. The coding region runs from base 1 to 4410 and encodes 1469 amino acids. The record is from RefSeq and is a predicted model, not a curated record. Gene Ontology annotation, biological process: phosphatidylcholine metabolic process. Lineage: Eukaryota; Fungi; Basidiomycota; Tremellomycetes; Trichosporonales; Trichosporonaceae. Gene Ontology annotation, cellular component: endoplasmic reticulum. Gene Ontology annotation, molecular function: phosphatidylcholine lysophospholipase A1 activity. The transcript is spliced from 6 exons.
AUGGCCGCCCUGGCAUUGCUUCUCGCAUUGCCUGGGGCUCUGGCGGAUGCUGAAGACGCUCGCCCGACACCGCCUACCAUGGCCGGAAACCCGCUAGUGGCUUUGGCCGGCGCUGUCGUCGGCGUCAUAUUACACUUGCUCGGCCUCAUCCAGCAAGUCAUCACUUUCAUCACUAUCACUCUCCCAACCCUGCCAAGCCCGUCCCCUCCCACGCUCACUAACUCGCUGCCCUUGGUGGACACGGAUAUCACUGAGCGAAAGCGGUCGUCAAACCCCCUUCAUUCCUACCUCGAUGACUUUCUCUCGGCUAUUCGUAUCUUUGGAUAUCUUGAGAAGCCUAUUUUCCACGAACUGAGCCGUCAUUUGCAGACCCGCCGCCUGGCAGCUGGCGACACGAUUGAGGUCGGGGGUGGGGACUUUUGGUGUGUCGUUGAAGGCAACGUGCAAGUGUUUGCCCCCUCCGCAGACUCAGAGGACACGAUACCAGACCCACUGAGCUCAAACGGGAGCUUCAACGGGUAUAAUCUCGUCAACGAGGUUUCCACAGGCGGUACCCUCUCCUCUCUUUUCUCUAUUCUUUCUCUUUUUACGGAAGACAUCAAGCUGUCGUGGGACUCUGAAGCCCUAUCUCCUGAUCGUGCUGCCUCUGAGGAGGUGCCUCGCACUCGCGCUAAUUCUGAUGUAUCCCAACUCGACGGCAGAGUUAUGGGUCUGAGCCCUUUGGAAUCCACGAACAUUGCUCUCGAAGAGGAUGGCGACCCGAAGACUCCCGUUCACACGGAUGAGGACAAGUCCCAGGAACCAGAGUCAUCUCCUUUAUCCGACGAAGCUCAAAGUCCCAGCUCAAUUUCGAACUCUCAGCCCGGAAGUUCGGUGACUUCCCCGCAGGCGACCUCUCCUCUUCCGGCGUCACCAUCUAUCGAGGCAACACCGAUCAUCACUAUGAAGCCGUUUCCUCCGGACAUCAGAAUUGGUGCUUCAGGCAGAGGCACCCCAGAGGACCGCCGAUCAACGAAGCCGAAGAUCCGAAAUCCUAUGAAAGGCGUCAUCGCUCGAGCCACAGUGGAUACGACUCUGGCUGUCAUACCGGCGGAGGCGUUCCGCAAGGUGACUAGAAAGUACCCAAAGGCUACGGGUACCAUUGUGCAAGUGGUUCUGGAGCGCUUUUCCCGAGUGACAUUCAUGACUGCUCACAAGUUUUUCGGUCUCACGCGAGAGAUCCUGCGCUCUGAGGCAUCGCUUAACUCUAUGGUUUCUUAUCCUCUUCCACGCAGUUUUUACGCAGGAGGGGGAAUGCAAAUUCUCCGCGAAAAGUUCGAGCCGUCUCUCAGGCGCGGUCGUGACCGCAAGCAAGACGACUUGAUGAAGGAUUACUUCUCGUAUGUGCCAACGAGUCCGAACACCCGAAACGUGUCUCUUCCGUCCUCACGACUGGACACCCCGCUCCGUCGCCCACCACUUAGUGGAUCAGACAGUCAUUCUAAGCGUACGUCUGAUUCUGAGGAGACCGCCAUUGGUGCCAACGAAUACCACGACACUCGCUCGCACAGCCCUCUGAACGCUUUCACUCCCAGACGUCAGCAAUCGGCGCAUCGCAAGGAAGUGGCCGCAGGCGACCUGGCCGUGUUACAGGACGACGGCGAAGAAGAUACCUUUUACCGUCCUAUCAAGACGCCUGGUCUGCCACGAAUCGACACCUGGCGGGGCCGCAUCCCGUCCAUUUCCUCGAACGACUUCUACUCUGACGCCGAGGCAGAGGAGGUGGAGGAGGAAUUGGAGGCGGAGUUGCGAGGGAUGCUCGUUGAGUGCAUUGCCAAAUCGAUCGGCCUUCUUCAACCGGCCGAUAGCCAUCCCGACUCUGCCCGUCGGUCUGUGUCUGCUUCGUCCAGCCCGGGCUCGCCAAUGUUCCUUCCGUCGGGUCGCCCUGCUAGCAUGCGUGGGCCUUUUGGAAACGUUCUCGACAUGAUCAAUGCCUCUCCUGGUGGCAAUGACAAUAUCAGCGGUCUUCUUCGGGAAAGCUUGAUGAACGCCCGCCUGCAGGCCGAUGACGAUCAGAGCAGUAUCUCUGCAAGCAUGCAGGAGAGUUCGCUCCAGGGUGGUCCCCCGGACGUCAACUCCGCCAUCAUGCGUGAUCUCGGAAAUCGACUAGAGGUUCUACGCUUCAAGAAAGGGUCUACAUUGGUGAAGCAGGGUGAGCGUGCUCCCGGUCUGUAUUAUGUAUCCAUAUCCACCACGCCAGCCUUUGAGGACCACGGCUCCUCCACCAAUCUGAGUUCGCAUCGUCAACCGGAAUCGUCGUCUCGCAGUCGGCCCUUCAGCGCAGGCAUGGGACAAGCAGAUCCCGGAUCACCUGUGGCGUCCUUCAGUGGCGCCGGAAGUGCCGAUGAGGAGCAUCUCUAUACUGUUAACCCCGGAGGGCUCGCAGGUUAUCUCUCAUCUCUCUGCGGAACCGAAUCUUACGUGAAGAUCACUGCCAAGACAGAUUGCUACGUUGGAUUUGUUCCACGACAGGCUCUUGAGCGCAUCAUCGAACGUCGUCCGUUGGUGCUUCUUACCCUCUCGAAGCGUCUCCUCUCUCUGCUCUCGCCUUUAGUCCUCCUCAUCGACGCUGGCCUGGACUGGAUGCAACUGGGGGCUGGCCAGAUUCUGUUUGAGAAGGGCUCGAAAGCCACAGAUUUUUAUAUCGUCAUCAAUGGACGUUUGCGUUCUGUCGUUCAGAAAGCAGACAGCGAAAGCGUCGAAGUACUCCGCGAAUACAGCCAGGACGAUUCGAUCGGAGAACUGGACGUGAUCACUGGUGCCGACCACCCUGUUACGGUACAGGCCAUUCGCGAGACUGAACUGGUACGAAUUCCUUCCGCGCUCUUUGAUGCCAUCAGCACGCGCCACCCCGCCACGACGGUGCAGUUUAUGCGGCUCAUUGCCUCUCGCGUACGGAAAGGUCUGUCUGAGCAGGUCCUGAAGCACACGCAUCAUCAUCACGGCGGGGAGCUUCGCGCCGACAGGAAUCUCAAGACGGUUUGUAUCUUGGGCGUCAACAAGAACGUUCCGGUCGCCCAGUUCGCUGCCAAACUGAAGGCGUCACUCGACGAGAUGGGCGAAGCCUCCUCGUAUCUCGACCAAGCAACAGUGAUGCGCCAUCUAGGCAGACAUGCUUUCUCACGCAUGGGAGCUUUGAAGAUCGCUGGAUGGCUUUCUGAUCAGGAAGAGCAGCACCGCAUCGUCCUGUACGUUGCCGAUACCCCGCCCUCAAGCCAGUGGACACAGACGUGCAUACGCCAGGCCGAUUUGAUUCUCGUGCUGGGAAUGGGUGACGACCCUUCUAUCGGCGAGUACGAAAAAGUGCUCCUGGCCAUGAAAUCGUACGCUCGCAAGGAACUGGUUUUGCUCCAUGACGAUCGGUUUGUUCCGCGCGGUUCGACUCGUCUGUGGCUGAAGAACCGUCCCUACAUUCAAGGUCACUUCCACGUCGAGUUACCAGGGCACAUCACAUCUACCAAGAGUACUAAGAUCCACGACCCCGCCGGAACCGCAGCUUUCAAACAUCUUCGAGAGCGCGUUGAAACUCGCAUUAAGCAGUAUCGCGGUCUGCGGCCUCUCGGCCGGCCAAGGAGACCGCCACACAUGAACGACUUUGCCCGCAUCGCGCGCCGUCUUUUGGGGAAGCAAGUGGGGCUUGUCCUAGGCGGCGGUGGGGCUCGUGGUAUUUCGCACUUGGGAAUGCUUCAAGCUCUCGAGGAAAGUGGGAUCCCUGUCGAUGCCAUCGCUGGCUGCUCCAUUGGUUCAUUCGUCGGAGGACUUUAUGCAGGUGCCACCGACCUCAUCGAAACGACGGGCCGAGUCAAGCAAUUCUCCGGGCGUAUGGGUUCCAUGCUGCGUAUUCUGAGUGACGUGACCUACCCUCACGCUGCUUACACGACUGGCCACGAGUUCAUGCUCGUCGAUGGAGGAUACAUGGACAACACGCCCAUCUCACCUCUUCGUGCAAGUGGUAUUCAAGACGUCAUAGUUGUCGAUGUUGGGUCCAUUGACGACACGUCGGCCCGCAACUAUGGCGACUCCGUUUCGGGAUGGUGGCUGUUCAUCAACAAGUUCAACCCCUUCUACAAGACCGUUGUCCCCAGCAUGACGGAAAUUUCAUCGCGGUUGACUUAUGUUUCGAGCGUCCGGACUCUGGAGGACGUCAAGAGCGAUCCGAAGAUUCUGUACAUGGCGAUGCCUGUUCAGGACGUAGAGACGAUCGGAGGAUUCAAGAAGUUUAGCGAGGUUCGGGAGAUUGGUCUGCAUGCCGCACGCAAGCAGCUGAAGGCAUGGGCGGAGGAGGGCCGUCUGCCUCAUCCGAUCGCAGACAAGUCGCACGGUGCGAUAGGUCAACAGAAGAACACCCGCAUGCGCCGCAGCUCUAUAUAG